Parathielavia appendiculata is the source of this 1567-nucleotide messenger RNA. RefSeq lists its product as uncharacterized. Bases 313 to 1224 code for a protein of 303 amino acids. The record is from RefSeq and is a predicted model, not a curated record. Gene Ontology annotation, biological process: negative regulation of transcription by RNA polymerase II. Gene Ontology annotation, cellular component: nucleus. The transcript has 3 exons. NCBI's taxonomy places the organism in Eukaryota, Fungi, Ascomycota, Sordariomycetes, Sordariales, Chaetomiaceae. Gene Ontology annotation, molecular function: RNA polymerase II cis-regulatory region sequence-specific DNA binding; DNA-binding transcription repressor activity, RNA polymerase II-specific.
AACGUGGCCGGAGCUUGUUCGCGCGGCAGAUCCAAGGAGCCCCGGAGGAUCGGGUAAGACAGCAUUCUGAGACAUGUGUGUAUGUUAAUGAGGGUGGUGUGUAUUGUACCUGGUUUUGAAUUUUCUUGAUAUCGUACAAUACCGACGGAUGUUACAUGAACUUGUGGUAAACUUACUCCAUUCAAGUUGGCAGUGUCUUGCCCUGAUCACGGCCCUGCGAUAACUCCCAAACCUCCACAGAGAUUAACCACUUGGUUGCGUUACCAAGUAGCUGUGUCGCAACCGCCAUUCUAACCCCCAUCCCACGUCAAAAUGAGCGGACAACUCGAGGCUGAGCGCAAGGAAUACGAGAGUCAGCUCGAGCUCGUCAUCACAUCGCUUCGAGACGACCCCGACAAUGCCGAACUGCAAGGUCUCAAAAACGAACUGGAGCAGAUGAUCCAACUCAUCGACGAAUCGCUCGCUGAACUAAAGCCCAAGAACGAAGCCCCCAAGCCCGCACCGAAGGGGGCGGCCUCGCCGCCAGCGGAGCAGAAAUGGUCGCGCGAGAACCACCCGGCGUUCAAAAAGGCGGCCCCCGCUGAGGAGAAGGAGAGGGAGAGAGAGCCCGAGGCCAUCUCAUAUCAGGUCAACGAUACGGUCAUGGCAAAAUGGGUUUCGGGUGACAAGGGCUUCUACCCGGCGCGCAUCACCGCCGUGACUGGUUCGUCCACGGCACCCAUCUACACAGUCAAGUUCAAAAGCUAUGACACCGUCGAGACGCUGCGUGCUAAGGAUAUUCGCCCCAUCGCACAGAAGCGCAAGGCUGACGGCACUGCCGUGUCGAGCAACACCAGCGCCAUCGGCGGCGGCGCUGCCCCGACCAGCACGGCCAGUCCGUCGUCGCUUACACCAGCCCCGGCAAACAACGGUAUCGUUAUGUCCGCCGCCGCUGAUAUGUAUCCGCAGGCCCAGGCGGCCGACAAGGCGGCCGAUAACGACGAUGAGAAGCCGCGCCCCAAAUUCAAGAAGAUCAAGGCGACCAAGGAAUUGGAAAAGGGCAAGAGUAAAUGGCAGGAGUUUACUACCAAGGGGAAGUUUGGCAAAGCGGCGAAGAAGGAGAGCAUGUUUCGUACGCCGGAGGGCCCUGGCGGCCGGGUUGGCUUCACCGGCUCCGGACAGACAAUGCGCAAAGACCCUACCCGAACUCGCCAUGUCUACCAGCCCAACGAAGAACUGGACUAGACUAACCUGGCGUUUCUUUCAGACACGUUGUCACGGCUUGGGGCGGAAUUGAAUUACUCCUCGAGGGCACCAACACCGGCGCCACGGGCAUCCGGUAACCUAGGGGAGAAAUGACGACAAGGCUGGAGUUCUGGUUGAGAUGAAUUUGGUUACCUUCUCCUUCGUCCCCAGCUGCUGCUUUUAUCAGACGGAGGCUAACGUGGCCUUGGAUGCCAACCUUCGCUAGUUGAUGCGCUACUGCUCUUCGUCGACUUCUCGUUUGACAAGGGGGCCAGACGAGGAACUCUAGAGUUAGCCGUAGUAUGCCUAUAAAAUGAGAUACCCUGUACUUUGCCUCCACACC